This is a messenger RNA of Neurospora tetraspora, 1377 nucleotides long. RefSeq names its product FAD dependent oxidoreductase. The transcript is spliced from 2 exons. Gene Ontology annotation, biological process: retrograde transport, endosome to Golgi. The coding region runs from base 1 to 1377 and encodes 458 amino acids. The record is from RefSeq and is a predicted model, not a curated record. Gene Ontology annotation, cellular component: cytoplasm; late endosome. Gene Ontology annotation, molecular function: oxidoreductase activity. Lineage: Eukaryota; Fungi; Ascomycota; Sordariomycetes; Sordariales; Sordariaceae.
AUGUCAUCCACAACUACAACCACCACAAACAACACCGGCACCGUAAUCCUCGGCGCCGGCAUCAUCGGCGUUUCAACCGCCUACUACCUCUCCCUCUCCUCGCCCCAAUCCUCCUCCUCCUCAGAAAUCCACCUAAUCGACCCAUCCCCUACCCUCUUCUGGUCCGCCUCCGGCUUCGCCGGCGGUUUUCUCGCCCGCAACUGGUUCGCGCCCGAAGUCUCCUCUCUCGGCGCGCUCUCCUUCGCCGAGCACGCGCGUCUGGCCUCCGCCCACGACGGUCGGCGCAACUGGUCCUAUGCCCCCUCUACCUCGCUGGGGUACUCGGCUGUUGCCGCCGACAAGGGCGUCAAGAAGCGCGGAGACGAUUGGUUGCGUAGCGGGACGAGUCGGGCGGAGGCGGCACCCGGGGACCAAAAGCAAAAGGUGCCGGUGUUGAGUGUGGAGGAUUUAAACCAAAAAACGCCGGCGUGGUUGAGGAGGAGGGAGGGCGAUGAUGUGGAGGUUAUUGGAGGGGAGGGAGACGCGGCGCAGUUGGAACCUGAGAGGCUUUGUCGGUUCUUGUUGGAAGAGGCGGAGGGGAGGGGGGUGAAGGUUUCGAAGGGGACGGAGGCGGUGGAGGUGUUGAGGGAUGGGGAAGGGGUGGUUAGUGGUGUGGUGGUGAGGGAUGUUAAGACGGGGGAGGAGAGGGAGGUUCAAUGUUCGAGGAUCAUCAUCACGGCGGGGUGCUGGAGCGGACAGGUGUGGGAGAAGCUGUUUGGGGCUACUUCGGAGACGGUCAAGAGGUUGCCGGUGACGAGCCUGGCGGGUUACUCGCUGGUUGUGAAGAGCCCGAGGUGGGCAGGUGCUGUUGAUGGGGAGGGGUGUCAUGCGGUUUAUACGAGCCAUGCCUUUUGCCCGGAGAUCUUCUCAAGGGUGGGCGGCCAGAUUUACUUUGCCGGGUUGAACUCGGCGGCGAUGCCGCUGCCGAACGUAGCGGAGGGCUCAAAGGUGCCGACUGAGCCUAUGCAGUUGGUCAAACAGGCGGCUAGGGAGCUACUGGGGUCAGGGAAGGAUGGGGAGGAUGAUUUGGAGGUGGUUAGAGAGGGUUUGUGCUUCCGGCCGGUGACGCCGUGGGGACUGCCUAUUGUUGCGAGGGUGCCAGAUGAGCACCUCGGAGGCGGGAUCCGGACGAGCCCCGGCGCGGAGGGAGGCGUGUUCUUGGCUACCGGCCACGGGCCAUGGGGAAUUAGCAUGAGCUUGGGCACAGGCAUUGUGAUGAGCGAGUUGGAAUCCCGCAGUUGUCGUUGUUGCAGUACCGUGCUACAAGCUGUGAUGAACAGCUUCGAAGAUAGUCGGCGUGCUGCCGGUUUCUCUAGGCGGCUCCUUUCAGGCAGGUAG